This is a messenger RNA of Lonchura striata (white-rumped munia), 409 nucleotides long. Its product is annotated as prostate stem cell antigen-like. Gene Ontology annotation, cellular component: plasma membrane. NCBI's taxonomy places the organism in Eukaryota, Metazoa, Chordata, Aves, Passeriformes, Estrildidae. The record is from RefSeq and is a predicted model, not a curated record.
AACAUCCCAGAGAGGCAGCCCCAAAAUAGGUUAUUCCAAGAUGAAGGCUUUCCUUGUGCUCCUGCUGGGAGUGCUCCUGUGCGUGGACUCAGGUUCAUCUUUGAGGUGUUACAGCUGCAAGUCCGAGCUCAGCAACACCAAGUGCCAGACAGAGAUGACAUGUGGCGCUAACCAAAUGUGCAAGACAGACGUGAUCCGGGUUGUGGGGCUCUUCAGCGUCAUCAGCAAGGGAUGUGACUCCUCGUGUGACCCAACUUACCAGGACUUCAACGUGGGCAACAGGAACAUCUCCUGCUGCAGCAGUGACUUGUGCAACGUCAACGCCGCGGGCAAUGUGAGGUCCAGCUACGGGCUGGCCGGAGGGAUAGCGGCCGGAGUGCUCUGGACCGUCCUCAACAACAAAUUCUGA